Branchiostoma belcheri (Belcher's lancelet) is the source of this 3331-nucleotide messenger RNA. Its product is annotated as mitochondrial Rho GTPase 1-A-like. The transcript is spliced from 21 exons. Gene Ontology annotation, biological process: small GTPase-mediated signal transduction; mitochondrion organization. Gene Ontology annotation, molecular function: GTP binding; GTPase activity; calcium ion binding. Gene Ontology annotation, cellular component: mitochondrial outer membrane. Lineage: Eukaryota; Metazoa; Chordata; Leptocardii; Amphioxiformes; Branchiostomatidae. Bases 77 to 1942 code for a protein of 621 amino acids. The record is from RefSeq and is a predicted model, not a curated record.
CCGGCAGCGAGCUUGCACAACUCGAACCAAGGACUCCAGGUUCUUCUCAAAGACAGUCGCCUCAUUUCUAAGAACAAUGGACGCCACCAUGAGCAUGAGGAGGGACGUGAGGAUCCUUCUUGUAGGAGAACCACAAGUAGGAAAAACUUCACUGAUCCUGUCCCUUGUGAGUGAAGAAUUUCCAGAUGAGGUCCCUCCCCGUGCAGAGGAGAUCACCAUUCCUGCUGAUGUCACUCCGGAGAAGGUCCCCACACACAUAGUGGACUAUUCCGCACAAGAACAGACAACAGAUCAGCUAAAAGAUGAAAUCCUAAGGGCAAAUGUUGUCUGCAUUGUGUAUGCUGUGGACAAUGACUAUUCUGUUCAAAUGAUCACCCAGAAGUGGUUACCAUUUAUCCAUGAGACAGUAGGAGAAGACCUGAGGAUGCCAGUAUUACUGGUAGGGAACAAGUCUGAUCUUCAAGAGGAGAGUUCAAUGGAGUCCAUCAUACCAGUAAUGAAUCAGUUCCCAGAGGUAGAAACCUGUGUUGAGUGUUCUGCGAGAAAUCUGAAGAACAUCUCAGAGCUGUUCUACUAUGCACAGAAGGCAGUUCUACAUCCCACAGCACCUCUGUACUGUGCAGAGGAGAAAGAGUUGAAAGUCCCCUGUGUGAAGGCCCUGACAAGGAUAUUCACGAUCUGUGAUGCUGACAACGAUGGUUUGUUAAAAGACAGAGAGCUCAAUGAGUUCCAGAAGAGAUGUUUCAAUGCUCCGCUGGCCCCCCAGGCCCUGGAGGAUGUGAAGGCUGUGGUGAGGAAGAACUGUCCUGAUGGUACCAGGGACAACGGACUCACACUGCCAGGUUUCCUGUUCCUGCACACGUUGUUCAUACAGAGAGGCAGACAUGAGACCACCUGGACAGUCCUCAGGAAGUUUGGCUACGAUGACAACCUCCAACUCACAGAGGAGUACCUCUAUCCAAGCUUUAAGAUCCCCGUCGGCUGCACUACCGAGCUGACUCACCAGGGGUACUCGUUCCUCACCAUGCUGUUUGAAAAGUAUGACGUGGAUGAAGAUGGUUGUCUGUCCCCAGAAGAACUACAGAGCCUGUUCAGCGUGUGUCCCAUCAUGCCCUGGGGCCCAGAUGUCAACAACACGGUGGUGACCAAUGAACAAGGCUGGAUCACACUACAGGGAUACCUCAACCAGUGGACCCUGACAACGUACCUGGAUGUUCCCCGUACCAUGGAGUUCCUGGCGUAUCUCGGGUACAUCGGAGGGGAACACGAGAACCAGCUGUCAGCUAUCACAGUAACUCGGGAGAAGAGAGCAGACUUACAGAAGAAACAGACCAUGAGGAGUGUGUUCCAGUGUAAUGUUAUCGGACCCAAGGGUGCAGGGAAGACUGCCUUCCUACAGGGACAUCUGGGCAGGAACUCUGAGUGGCAGUCCAGGCUGGCAAAGGAACACCUGUCCAGGUACACCAUCAACCUCACACAGGUGUACGGACAGGACAAGUACUUACUGCUCCAUGAGAUAGAUGUGGGAAUCUCAGACAUCCUGACUCCUGAGGACAUGGACUGUGACGUGGCGUGUUUACUGUACGACGUCACCGACCCAAGGACAUUCGAGUACUGUGCCAGGAUGUACAAGCAACACUUCAUAGACAGUAAGGUGCCGUGCUUGUUAGUUGGAGCCAAGGCUGACCAGGCUGGGGUAACCCAGGACCAUCCCAUCCAACCUGAGGAGUUCUGUAAGAAGUACAAGCUGCCUCCACCACAGGGCUUCACCACCAAGACUACAGUCAACAGGGACGUCUACAUGAAACUGGCCACACUGGCCAACUACCCGCACCUGAAGAACAUGCAGAGUAAGAACUCCCAAUUCUGGCUGAAGGCGUCGGUUGGAGCGGCAGUGGUGGCAGCUCUGGGCAUCAUUCUGUACAAGAGCAUCAGCAGAUAACCAGUCCUGAAGGCCUUCCUACAUGUACAUGGUGUUCACGUAUGAUUGUGUAGACAAAAGGCUGCUGUGGGCUUGUGUACUGAGGUACAUAUUGUGACUGGAAGGUACAUGUACCUACAUGUAGAUUGGGAUGUCACAUCGCCAGAUUGUCUGUCUUUCCCUCUAUCAACGUUAUUCAAGGUCUUAUUCAAGAUUUUGUUACAUCCUGGGUAUUGGCAGUUAGAGAUAUAAUGUAGUACAUGCAAGUAUAUGUCAUGUACAUGUAGAUUCAUUUGUCAAAUUUGCUAUGAUUGUAUUGCCUUCUAUCUAUGGGGGGUCAUUCAGGUAAAUACUUCAUUAAAAAAGGUAUUAUUGAAACUCCUAUGUACACGACAUUUAUGUAUUGUUAUGAACAUUGUAUUUUCCAUCUUGAAUACAUUUUCAGCCAGAAACAAAGAUUUUCUUUCUCCAAAUUUUUUUAACGUUUGUAAAAAUUACUAAAAUAUGCAAAAUAUAAAUGGCUUUCACGAAACACAAGGUUAGGGUAACCAUUAUUAUUUUUUUAUUUAGAGAUCAUAAUUAAAAUACCUUUGCACAUUUUCAUAAAAUUGAAUUGGCCCCUUUGAGGGUAGUCUUCCCAAGGAAGGUGCCAUAGAUUAUGUAAAUUACAUUCAAUCGUUGCUUUACACAAAAGUGGUGCAAGGCUAAAAAAACAUUUGUGUGCCCUAGCACUGUCUGAAUGACUCGAAAAUGUUUUAAAAUAUAGAUGCUUCCUAAUGUCUGAUAGCAAAUAUUUACCUGAAAGCUUGUCUGUGACUAUUUCAGUUUCAAUAUUGAUAUUGUAAGUAACAAUAGUUGGAUAUUUUAGUUUGGUAUCUGCAACAAAAUUGUCUCUGCUUUGCUGUCUAGUUUGACUGAAUCAUUAUGUCAUCUUAUAUUCAACUGAAUAGAUAGCAAAUUUUGAAGAGAAAGUGUUCUUUUUUUAAUUCUUGGCACAUACUCUUGUAUAAAUCUUUGCUAUGUUGUUGAGAUUAUUGACUUGUUAGGAUGUUACUGAUGAUGGUUGUGAUGAAUUUAUCCAGUUGUGGAUUCCUAUAAUUAUACAUUAUAGAAUGUUGUACAGAAGAAUGUUAUAAUGUGCUUGAGGUACAUCAUAAUACAUGUACAUAUUCGUUGUGCAUGCUUAACAAGUGUUUAAGAUUUACAAGUUUCCAAAUUAUACUUUAAGGAACAUGGAGAUCUUGAAUCCCCAAUGUCAGGAUUUGUCAUUAUUGGUGAGCAAAGAACUAUUCUUAUUCAGAUUUUGUUUGGAACCCCCUCCUAAAUUACAUUGUCUUUCAUUACCAUGGAACAGGCUAUCAGUAUUUAGACAAACCAUCUUUGACAUGAGUCUCUGAAGCCCCAGUCACA